AGCAAAUGGACAGAACCUUAGGGAAGGAUUGGACUCCUGCCAGAGCCCCUGCUGAAAACUGAAGAAGUCCUGAAGAUUGAUGGAGGGCCAUGCUAUUCAAACAGCAGGCGUUGCUGAGACAGAAGCUCUUUGUGCUAGGCAGCCUUGCUAUUGGAAGUCUCCUAUAUCUAGUUGCCAGAGUUGGGAGCUUGGAUAGGCUGCAGCCCAUUUGUCCCAUUGAUGGUCGAUUUCGACCCCAUGGCCAAGACGAGAUCCCACUCCGAACUCUGCAGUUCAAGCGUGGGCUGCUACAUGAGUUCCGUAAGGGCAACGCCACUAAAGAGCAAAUCCAACUUCACAAUUUGGUUCAGCAGCUCCCUAAGGCCAUUAUAAUUGGGGUAAGGAAAGGAGGCACCCGUGCACUGCUUGAGAUGCUGAACCUCCAUCCUGCAGUGGUCAAAGCUUCUCAAGAAAUUCACUUCUUUGAUAACGAUGAGAACUAUGCCAAGGGUAUUGAAUGGUACAGGAAAAAAAUGCCUUUUUCUUACCCUCAUCAAAUAACAAUUGAGAAAAGCCCUGCAUAUUUUAUCACAGAGGAGGUACCUGAAAGGAUUUAUAAAAUGAACUCAUCCAUCAAAUUACUGAUCAUUGUCAGGGAACCCACAACAAGAGCUAUUUCUGAUUACACUCAGGUGCUGGAGGGGAAGGAAAGAAAGAAUAAAACCUACUACAAAUUUGAGAAGCUGGCUAUUGAUCCUAAUACCUGCGAAGUGAACACUAAGUAUAAGGCAGUGAGAACCAGCAUCUACACAAAACAUCUGGAGAGAUGGUUAAAAUACUUUCCAAUCGAGCAGUUUCAUAUUGUAGAUGGAGAUCGGCUCAUUACAGAACCACUGCCAGAACUGCAGCUGGUGGAGAAGUUCCUAAAUCUUCCUCCAAGGAUAAGUCAGUACAAUUUAUACUUCAAUGCCACCAGAGGGUUUUACUGCUUGCGAUUUAACAUUGUCUUUAACAAGUGCCUGGCGGGUAGCAAGGGACGCAUUCAUCCAGAGGUGGAUUCCUCUGUUAUUACCAAAUUGCGCAAAUUCUUUCACCCUUUUAAUCAAAAAUUUUACCAGAUCACUGGGAGGACAUUUAACUGGCCCUAAACUAAAUUUCAUACAACACUAUGUGUUGCACCUGGAGACAAGCAGCCAUGUCUCUUCUAGAGUAAAAAUAUGCACUUUUCAUAGACACAACUAUCAAACUAACUUUUUUCAUGCAUACGUGUACAUAUGCAGUGUGUGACCAAAUAUAAGGUGGGAUCAAUUUUUCUACAGAGUAGUAACUAACAUAACUUUACUCUCUACAUAGUUGCAUCAUUUUAAGCUAUACAAAUAAAGGACAAGAUAGUAUUUAGGGGAUUAAAUUCAGAUACUGUGCAAAAGGGUCAGUGUUCCUCUUGUUCAAUAAAAUUUCUUAUGUGACACAUUUAUAGACCCAGACAGAACGUUAGUUUAGAACAUGCAAAUUCACCUUGCAAUUGUGUGUAGCUGGGAGGGUAUAUUGGAAAGUAUAACAUUCAGGCUAUAUUAAGUAUGCACCUUGCUAAAGGAAUACUGACACUUUAAAUACAAUGAUGAAUUGUUGCAGUGAAACUGGAUAAUACUAUUUUCUUAUUAUUUGAAAAGAAUAUCCUAUCUUGUACAAACAACAUUGGUUCAAAGUUUCUGUAGUGAGUUUGCACUAUUGUUUUAUUGUAUGGACCAUGGUGUCACUUGUAGCAUGUCAAUCAUGUGUCAAAAAAAAUCAAAUAAUUUUUUCUUCUAUGCUUGUGUGUCAACAAAAAGAAACAUCAUGUAUAUAGUGUAUAUUGUUUGUAAAUACUGGUUUCACACUAAGUAAUUCUAUUUUGUAAACUGAAUAUGGCUAUUUAAUUUAUUGUGAAAAUUAAAUUUAUU
Molecule: messenger RNA, 1919 nt
Organism: Chelonoidis abingdonii (Abingdon island giant tortoise)
Lineage: Eukaryota; Metazoa; Chordata; Testudines; Testudinidae
Gene: HS3ST5
Product: heparan sulfate-glucosamine 3-sulfotransferase 5
Molecular function (GO): [heparan sulfate]-glucosamine 3-sulfotransferase activity
Source: RefSeq, a predicted model, not a curated record